Gossypium raimondii (Peruvian cotton) is the source of this 3356-nucleotide messenger RNA. Its product is annotated as receptor protein-tyrosine kinase CEPR1. Gene Ontology annotation, biological process: protein phosphorylation. Gene Ontology annotation, molecular function: protein kinase activity; receptor serine/threonine kinase binding; ATP binding. NCBI's taxonomy places the organism in Eukaryota, Viridiplantae, Streptophyta, Magnoliopsida, Malvales, Malvaceae. The record is from RefSeq and is a predicted model, not a curated record. The coding region runs from base 228 to 3104 and encodes 958 amino acids. The transcript is spliced from 2 exons.
UAUAUGAUAUGAGGUAGUGGGGUAUAAAACAUUGAAAAUAAAAGCCUCUUUAUGCAAAAAGAAAAAAAAAAGAACAGGGGAACCUGCUUUCUUUUCCAUCAUCGAGGGGUUAUUACUGUUGCACCCCAUGAUCCCCUCAAUCAGCUCAUUUAUAUACUCACUUUUCCACCUUUCUCUGCUGCAAACAAUUGCCUUAACAUUAAGCUUCUUUUUUCAUUUUCUAUGAAAUGGCACCGAAAUUUAUUCAUCUCCUUCUGCUGCUGGCGGUGCUUAGUUUUGUGUUUUAUGAUUCUUCCCAAGCUAUAAGAGAUGAUCAAUUUCGGUUCUUUAACCUCAUGAAGGCCUCUCUAUCAGGAAAGGCCUUGUCUGCAUGGGAUGUCAGUGGAAUGAAAAGUUAUUGCGAUUUCCGUGGUGUCAGCUGCAACAAUAGAGGCUACGUUGAAAGCAUUAACAUCUCAGACUGGUCCCUCUCCGGUAAUUUCCCGGCUGACGUGUGCUCUCAUCUACCAGAGUUACGCGUUCUCGAUAUCAGCCGCAAUAAUCUCCGUGGCAACUUUCUUAACAGCAUCGUUAACUGCUCUCUCUUGGAAGAGUUCAGUAUGAGUUCCGUAUACCUUAGAACAACACUUCCGGAUUUCUCGAAAAUGACUUCUCUGCGUGUGGUCGACUUGUCGUACAACCUCUUCACAGGUGACUUCCCCAUGUCGAUAACCAAUCUCACCGAUCUCGAGGUGAUCUACUUCAAUGAAAAUGAUGGCUUGAACUUAUGGCAACUUCCGGGGAACAUUUCUAGGCUCACAAAGCUCAGAGUUAUGGUCUUCACGUCUUGCAUGUUGUACGGUUCAAUCCCGGCAUCGAUUGGGAACAUGACAUCGCUUGUUGAUCUCGAGUUGAGUGGUAAUUUCCUUUCAGGUCAGAUUCCAAAGGAGCUUGGAUUGCUGAAAAACUUGCAGCAGCUCGAGUUAUACUACAACCAGCACUUAUCUGGCUCAAUACCUGAGGAACUGGGAAACCUUACAGAGCUCGUAGACUUGGACAUGUCUGUCAAUCGGUUGAGUGGAAGCAUUCCAGAAUCUCUAUGUCGACUCCCCAAACUUCAAGUCCUUCAACUUUACAACAACAGUCUUACAGGAGAAAUCCCUGGUGCUAUUGCAGAGUCAACAACCUUGACCAUGCUGUCACUCUAUGAGAAUUUCUUAUCAGGACAAGUUCCACAGAAUCUGGGGAAGUCCUCCGCUAUGGUUCUUUUAGACUUGUCGGAGAACAACCUAUCAGGUCCAUUGCCUGCAGAGGUAUGUCGGGGUGGAAGGUUACUGUAUUUGCUUGUCUUAGAUAACAAGUUCUCUGGAAAGUUGCCCGAUAGUUAUGCAAACUGCAAGUCUCUUAUUCGGUUCCGAGUUAGCAAAAACUACUUGGAAGGCGCCAUACCAGAAGAUCUUCUAGGACUCCCUCAUGCUGCAAUUAUCGACUUGGCGGACAAUAGUUUUACAGCUCCUUUUCCAAGUUCAAUUGGAAAUGCCAAGAACUUGUCCGAACUGUUCAUGCAGAACAACAAGUUGUCAGGUUUUUUACCUCCUGAAAUCUCGGGAGCUAUAAAUCUGAUGAAGAUUGAUCUCAGUAACAAUCUCUUGUCCGGUCCAAUACCAACAGAGAUUGGUGAUCUGAAGAAACUGAAUUUACUGAUGUUGCAAGGGAACAAGCUAAGCUCUUCGAUCCCCAGUUCACUUUCUUUGCUGAAAUCUAUCAGUGUUGUUGAUCUUUCCAACAAUCACUUGACUGGGAAUAUCCCAGAGAGUCUGGGUGAACUGUCGUAUAACACCAUCAACUUUUCAAACAAUGAACUUUAUGGUCCAAUUCCUCUCUCGUUGAUUAAAGACGGGCUGGUGGAAAGCUUUUCAGGCAAUCCAGGUCUUUGUGCUCCUGUCGAAGUUCAAAGUUUCCCCAAAUGUUCACACAAGCACAACCAAAAGAAGCGAAAUUCUAUGUGGGCAAUCAUGAUAUCAGUCAUUGUCUUUACUAUCGGAGCCAUCCUGUUCCUGAGACGGCGUUACAGCAAACAAAGAGGUGUAGUAGAACAUGACGAGACCUUGUCUUCAUCAUUUUUUUCGUACGAUGUGAAGAGCUUCCAUAGAAUAUGUUUUGACCGGCACGAAAUCCUCGAAGCAAUGAUUGAUAAAAACAUUGUGGGCCACGGAGGGUCUGGCACCGUGUAUAGAAUCAGGUUGCGAGGUGGAGAAGUUGUUGCAGUGAAGAAGCUGUGGAGUAGAACAGCAAAAGACUCUACUCCAGAAGACCAAUUGAUCUUCGACAAAGGGUUGAAGACCGAGGUCGAGACUCUUGGAAGCAUAAGGCAUAAAAACAUAGUCAAGCUCUAUAGUUACAUCACGAACUUCGAUUGCAAAAUGUUGGUUUACGAGUACAUGCCGAAUGGGAACCUUUGGGAUGCUCUUCAUAAAGGAUGGAUCCAUUUAGAUUGGCCAAUUAGACACCAAAUAGCACUUGGGGUCGCACAAGGCUUGGCAUACCUUCACCAUGAUCUGUUGACACCUAUUAUUCACAGAGACAUCAAGUCAACCAACAUCCUAUUGGACGCCAACUAUGAACCCAAAGUUGCAGAUUUCGGAAUAGCCAAGGUUUUACAAGCCAGAGGAGGCAAAGAUUCAAUCAUUACCGUCAUAGCAGGCACCUAUGGCUAUUUAGCCCCAGAAUAUGCGUAUUCAAGCAAAGCAACGACCAAGAGUGAUGUGUACAGUUUUGGAGUGGUGUUGAUGGAACUGAUAACCGGGAAGAAACCGGUGGAGGCAGUUUUCGGGGAGAACAAGAACAUCGUGUAUUGGGUUUCGACAAAGCUGGAUACGAAGGAAGGGGUGAUGGAGGUGUUGGACAAGCGAGUGUCGGGGUCAUUCAAGGACGAGAUGAUUCAGGUUCUCAGAAUUGCGAUGCGUUGUACAUACAGGAAUCCAUCCCAACGUCCACCGAUGAAUGAGGUUGUUCAGCUGUUGAUUGAGGCUGACCCUUGCAGAUUCGAUUCUUGCAAGCUGUCAAUUAAUAAAACCAAAGAAGCAUCAAAUGUCACCAAAGUAGAGAGCCAACCAGAAGUAUGAUCAGAUCAGCGGUGUAUGAUGAAGCAGCAGGGUAUCGACCAUCCGCCCACCCUAUGUUAUUCGGAUCAGGAUGUAAGUUUCAAAUAUAAAUGUUUUAAGUUAUUUCAUGUAUUUGGAAGAUUUUACCUUGGUAUUCAUAUCAAUAUUUGUGUGUGUAAAGACCAAUCAAGCUCUUUUUUCUUUUGUUUUGCUCUUGUAAGUUGUAAUCAACUUAAGUGCUUUAUGAUGAUGCAUAGCACCCUUACGAAAUAA